AUGUCUCUAAAAAUUUUAGUUGGGACUUAUAAUGUGAAUAAACAAGACAUAGAUCAAGAUCUUACAUCCUGGUUAUUUCCAACAAAUUCAUCGAUAACAGAUAAACCAGAUAUAAUUGUAGUAGGAUUUCAAGAAUUUAAUCCCUUUCCUAAUGCAUUUUUCACUAAUAGUUCAUAUUUAAGCAACACCUCACUUUCUAGUAGUAUAACACAAGUCGGUAACAAAUCGUUUUUCCUUGGUAGUUGGAGUAAAUAUGUUAGUAAUGAAGAAGAGCGCCUUGAACAUUGUACUGGCUUGAUAGAAAGAGCAAUUUUUGUAAAUACAAAAGAAAGUUAUACAGCAUUAGUAAAAAGUACUUUUGUCGGCUUAGCAUUGUUCGUUUAUGUUAGGGACAAAAGCGUCACAAGGAGGAUUUUAAAUGUUGAAAUAGCAAAAUGUGGAGUUGGACCAUUUUGGAUUGGAAACAAAGGAGGAGUGGGGGUUAGAAUUGUUAUUAACGCGAACGCGUUUAACGAAGAGCAGGAUUAUGUGAAUGAAAAUAGAGUAAAUAAUAUAAGAGGAUUAGCAUUGUGUUUUGUUUGCGCACAUUUAUCACCGCAUAACCAUAAUACAUAUCAGCGUAAUCGAGAUUUUAAAAGUAUUUGUGAACGAUUGGUAUUUGUUAAUAACAUGUAUUCAGAGAAUACCGAUAGAGAUUCCACACAAGAACAACGAGAAGAUUGUGAAAUAAUGAUGACGAAUAUGGAAGGAGAAGAUUUAACACCAUUAUUACCGUCGUAUCAUAAUAGGCAACAGCAAUACUUUACUAUAUAUGAUUCAGAUUUUCUUUUCUUUUUCGGGGACUUGAAUUAUAGAAUUGAGUUAAAAGAACAAGAAGGUUUAAAUAACACUACUCUAACUAUCUCAGGUCUGCUUGAUAUUUUGCGAACUCGUCAAUAUCAACGAAUUAGAGCUUGUGAUCAAUUAGCAAGAGAAGUAAUUGAUGGUAGAGUAUUACAUGGAUUUGAAGAAGGAGAAUUGGAUUUCUUGCCAACUUACAAAUAUUAUGUUGGGAGUGAAAAUGAAUUUGAUGUCAGGCGACGAACACCUGGUUGGUGUGAUAGGAUUUUUUAUUAUUGGAGAAAAAGUGAUGAUACACAAAGAAGUGAUCUUAACGGAGCUGGCAGUGUUGAGCAAUCAUCACCCAUAUCACUAAUUAACUAUACGUCACAUCCUUCUUACACGUUAUCGGACCACAAACCUGUUUCUGCCUUAUUCGCCAUAACACCACAACAUGAACGAUUAGUCGUUAAGGCGGGUACAUCUAAUUCACCAUUUAAGAAAGAUGAGACUAGAGUUCUUAAAUUUGCAAUUGGUGAGGCAUCCAGCAUAAUAGUUGGUUGUUUAUGGUGGCUAAUUGGUACAGAACGAGGCGUGAAAAUUAUCCUGAUUAUUGGAGGUAUUGGAUUCUUUGGAUUAUGGUUGGUUAGAAAAUUAACAUGA
This is a messenger RNA of Dentiscutata erythropus, 1482 nucleotides long. The record is from the annotation of a GenBank genome assembly. NCBI's taxonomy places the organism in Eukaryota, Fungi, Glomeromycota, Glomeromycetes, Diversisporales, Gigasporaceae.